CUUUUUCACCUUAUCAUUCUAAUUAAUCUAUCUGUUCCUCUAUUUACCUCUCCUCACUCGCUUCUCUCUCUCUCUUUCUCUUUCUCUCUCUCUCUCACACACUCACAUACACAUACAUGUGCACAAAUACACGUCUAGUAUUCUUCCUCUCUCUCUGUCUCUCUCUCUCUCUCACUUUAUCCAUUUCUUCUUUUCAUUUUUCCCUCAUUUUCCUUGCUCUCCACAUUUUCUCCCUUCCUUUCUGUGGCUUUCUGAUUCACUCUAUUUCUCUUCCUCCCCUUUUUUUCUCUAGGCCCCCGCCACUCUCACUGCAUCUCUGUUUAUCUCAUUUCUUGCCCUCCUCUCUCUCUCUCGCUCUCUAUCUCUCUCUCUCUCUCUCUCUCUCUCUCCGUCUCCUCUCAAUCACUCUCCCCCCUCACUCCAUUCAUCUUUUCUUUUUUUUCUUCCUCCUUUCCUUAACUCACCACAUUUCGCCCAUUCCUUUCCCUUGGUUUUCUGAUUCACUCUAUUUUUCUUCCUCCUCUUUUUUCCGGGUCCCCGCCACUCUCACUGUCUUUCAUUCUCUUACUUCCUCUCCCUCUCUCUCUCUCUCUCUCUCUCUCUCUCUCUCUCUCUCUCUCUCUCUCAAUACAUUACCUUUCCUCUUCCUAUCACUACCAUGCUUGCUACACAGUGUCUCGGCCGAAAACAGUCCUGACUUUGGAACGGUUUCCUGAAUCUCGUAUUAAUAUGUUAAAAUGUUCCAGCAGGAGACAUAUUUCACAAAUAUAAACAACAAAACGGGGCAAACCGAAACAAGACGUCAGUUAUUUGCCCAGAGCUAACAUUUUAUACCAACCACAACAAACGAAUUUGCUGACUGUUCAUGCAGCAUAUCACGGAAAGCAUUUGAAUUUCAUGAACGCUACCAUUCCCUCCAGAGUAAGUCAUACAGAAAGCCAGCUUGCCUUCGAUAUGCUAGAUAGCAAUAAAUUCUUCAAUGUUAUUGGACGACGACCAAGUUGGCGAACCACAUCCAAUCGUUUGAAUCGAUCAUAUAGACAUACAGUGCUUCUCUCAGUCUGAGCUGCUUCGCUUUGUUUUCACAAGUGCUUCACAAACAUAAAGCAUAAGAACUGUAUGCAAAAUUUACCACCUGCGCACUGAAGAUGGAGAAUGUUUAUAUGAGCAAAAUGGAUUUCAAUAUUUCUAAGACAAAUGAUUAUUCUUUCACGAGAAAAGUUCCAAAGCUAUCAGAAAAUACGGAGUCUGAAUUGUCUUCUUUGGAGUUAGUAGACAUGUUAGAUGCUUACUAUAAACCCACAUUUUCAUCCCUUGGUUUGUUGCUCAAUUCGAUUUCAGUAACAGUUUUUCUCAACACAGAACUCAAUAAGUUGUCCGUAAGUCACUAUCUUAUUGCUAUAGGUAUUAUGGAUAACUUUUACCUUUUUACCGUAAUCAUACCAUGGCUUUCCAAGUAUGGCAUCGGCUUCUUUACGACUAUGGGGAUUUGUCAGCUUGUUUUGUACCUUUCCCAUUAUUCUAGAUUCCUCUCUUGCUGGUAUAUGACUCUGAUGAUUAUGCAAAGGUCUUCGAAAAUGUAUUCGCAAGGUUUGAAACGGCGUUUUGAAAGUGUUUUACAAGCUAAGUUCAUUAUCUUAAUGAUAGCAAUAUUUGCUGGUGUUGGUUUCCUCUAUGUCACCUGGACACACGGUGUCGUAGAUAAUCCUCUUCGAUGUACAAUUUUACCAGAAAAUGAAUCACAAAUACAAUUGUUGAAGAAAAUUGAACUAUUUUUUUCUUUCAUCUUUCCAUGGAUAGUUUCUUGUGUCUUCCUUUUAAUUCAUCUGUUGAAGAAUUGCAUGUGCUAUAAGUGGUGCUUUGCUGAUAUGAUACAAACAAAGAUUGAAGCACAGGGUAAUGCAAUGCUGGCCAACUUUAUAGGUGGUUCUGUUAAAACAAAAUGGAGUGUCCGCACUUUUGAUCAUGUUGAGACACCUUCUCCCACUGUAAUGGAUACUGCCAUGAAUGUUUCCUGUAUUUUUGUUGCUACGUUUUUCCUCUUAUCCAGUUUACCAUACAUGAUUAUCAAGAUAAGAAUAUCUUAUAUGAAUGAAGCUUAUAAGUCACUCCUGCCACUUUACAAGAGUCUCUACUUAUUAAACUUUGUUGUCAAAUUUUUUAUUUAUUUAUCCAUUCCUGAAUUUAGGAAAGCAAUAACUCGAGCAUUCGGUGGGUUACAUGGACACAAAACUGAAAAGGAAAUGACUCAACGAUCGGUGUUCUUUCCUCGAGUCAGCAAUAAAACCCGAAUAUUAGAUACAACUGACCUAUAGAGGUAUUAACUAUUUCCUGUAAUUUCAAGGCCAAAUAAAGUGAACGUUAACUUAA
Molecule: messenger RNA, 2370 nt
Organism: Octopus bimaculoides (California two-spot octopus)
Lineage: Eukaryota; Metazoa; Mollusca; Cephalopoda; Octopoda; Octopodidae
Biological process (GO): neuropeptide signaling pathway
Cellular component (GO): plasma membrane
Molecular function (GO): G protein-coupled peptide receptor activity
Source: RefSeq, a predicted model, not a curated record